This is a messenger RNA of Ochotona princeps (American pika), 1929 nucleotides long. RefSeq names its product EF-hand calcium-binding domain-containing protein 4A. The record is from RefSeq and is a predicted model, not a curated record. The coding region runs from base 744 to 1892 and encodes 382 amino acids. NCBI's taxonomy places the organism in Eukaryota, Metazoa, Chordata, Mammalia, Lagomorpha, Ochotonidae. The transcript is spliced from 10 exons. Gene Ontology annotation, molecular function: calcium ion binding.
CGCCGGGUCUUCCCCGCGGCUCGCUCCACUUCUGCCCAUACGGACACUUGCGCCCUUCGGGGAUCCGGCCGCCCCGGGAAGCGCCAGGAGGCGGGGACACGGCGACAGCGGAGUGGCGACUCCGCCAGGGACCUGGCCCCGCGGGGGUCUCGGUGCCUGAGGGGCAGUAGGGGCCGUUGGGGGUCCCCGCGCUCCCGGGACGCAGUCGGGGUCCGACCAGGGGCGGGGCGCGCCGCGUUUCCGGGAGGAGCGGCUCUGGCGCGCGCGGCAGGUGCGGCGGCGCCGUUCCCAGGUAAGCGCUCGCAGGUCCGUCCACCCGGGUCUCCUCCGCGCCCGCCCGGACCCCGACCGCUCGCACCCUCACCUGCCCGCCGUGCAGGCGUCUCCACCGCUUCAGUGGGGAACCUCAGGCACCCCCGGGGAGAAUGGGGCAGGGGCCAGGGCAGCCCCGGCGGUGAGGAUAUCCAGCGCGGCUCGCGGCCCCACCCGGCCGGCCCGUCCUCCCAGCUCGCCGGGCACGGCAGCGGGCAGCUUCCGGCUGAGACGGACUAGGGUCGGUGGAGCCCUGGAGGCACCGGCCGGGUGGCCCCCUCUCCAGGCUGAGGGGAGGGCGCACGCGGGGACUCGGCCCUGCAGCUCUCAGACCUCCGGCCUGUAGCGCUCACCCCCUCCUUGGGGAGUGCGGCUUUGGGGUCGCCGUGCCUGGGGGUCAGAAGCCCGGCCUCCCAGGGCCGUCAGCCAUCAUGGCCAGCCCUGAGGAGCCCCAGGAGGAGGGCGAGCAGGAGGGGGCAGCCUCCAUGCUGCAGCAGGCCCAGGAGCUCUUCCUGCUCUGUGACAAGGAGGCCAAGGGCUUCAUCACCCGACAUGACCUGCAGGGCCUGCAGAACGACUUGCCCCUGUCUCCAGAGCAGCUGGAGGCCGUGUUUGAGAGCCUGGACCAGGCCCACAACGGCUUCCUCACAGCCCGCGAGUUCUGCCUUGGCCUGGGGAAGUUUGUGGGUGCAGAGCCCACACAGGGAUUGUCCCCCUCGGACGCCCGGGAGGAAACCUUCGAGGCUGGCUGGUCUGUGCGGGGCUGCCUGGAGGAGGAGGAGGGAGAGGAGCAGCAGAUCUCAGCUCUGUUGGAGCAGCUGGGGGUGGCGCCGGUCCUGGGCGGGCAGGGGGCCGUGCGGGCGCUCUGGGCGCGGCUGCAGCGCGAGCGGCCCGAGCUACUGGGCUCUUUCGAGGACGUGCUGAUGCGCGCCACUGCCUGCCUGGAAGAGGCGGCCCGGGAGCGCGACGGCCUGGAGCAGACACUGCGGCGGCGGGAGAGAGAGCACGACAGGGAGGUGCGUGGGCUGUACGAGGAGCUGGAGCAGCAGGUGCGCCAGCAGCGCCAGCGCCUGCGCACGCAGAGCCUGCCCCGGGAAGAGCGGAGGGGCCGCCUGGAGGCGGAGCUGCUGAGCUGCGAGCAGGAGCUGGAGCGCGCAGGGCUGCGGCAGCGGGAGCUGGAGCAGCAGCUGCAGGCCCGGGCCGCGGAGCAGCUGGAGGCGCAGGCCCAGAACGCGCAGCUGUGGCGGGCGCACGAGGCGCUGCGGGCGCAGCUCGAGGGCGCCCAGGAGCAGCUCCGCCGACUGGAGGACGACGCGCGCGGUCGCCAGGAGCGGACCCAGCGGGAGGUGGUCGCGGUGUCCAGGAACAUGCAGAAGGAGAAAGUGAGCCUGCUGCGGCAGCUGGCGCUGCUCAGGGAGCUGAACACGCGGCUCCGCGACCAGAGGGACGCCAGUGAGGCCCGGCGGCUGGGCGGCGGCCGCAGGAAGACUCUGGCCCCGGCGCGCCCUCCAGGGCCCACGUGCGGCUGCUGGGCUCGGCCCCCAAGGCGCGGCUCCGGCCACCUUUCCGUGGCGCGGUGACUGGCAAGGCCCGGAGGGGCUCCCGCAAUGGGGAUUC